AUGUGUCAACUGCCGGGUUGUAAGGAACCCGCCCAUUUCAAUCCCAAUACUGGCAAGGCGUCGGAGUACUGCAGCAUGAAGCAUGUGCACGAGGCCAAGAGCCGAGAGUGCGCGCGCAGCGAGUGCUCCCGGACGGCGUUUCUUGCAAACACCGCCGGGCUGCAGUUCUGCAGCCGUGCCUGCGUCAACGAGGCGCUCGGUGAGACUACAUCGACAGUGCUAAACCAAACCUUGGAUGACGAGACGAACUGCGGACUUCCUGGCUGCCAGCAAAAAGCUCUGCCCGGUGGGACGUGGCGAUCCCUCCGCUUCUGCUCUGAAGCUCAUCGCAUACUUUUCGUUCAGCGGACGCCCGUCCCAUUCGGACAACCGAGCGCAGAGCCGUAUACAACGCAAGUGGUAGUUGCUCGUGACAACACCUCCGCACUCGAGCUGCGCUUCCUUGAUGAAGGGCACCCGGAGCAUAAGUCGCUGGCUGACCAGUUUACCUCCAAGUGGUUGCAUUCGAAACCAAAGCUGGGCGUGGAGGUCUUGAACGUAGUCAAGAUCGAGGUCCCCCGCGAAGUGCGAGAGAGGCACGAAGACUACAAAACGAUGGUUCCAAACGUCCGACGUCGAUUUCACGGCACUUUCUCCUCUAGAAUUUGCCGGUUUUAUGUUGGGGGAUCAAUGUGUCUACGCCCUGACUGCGGGCUAUGCAAUAUAUGCAUGCGCGGCUUUAAGAUCGAGGACAACGUCGGCCACUCGCCCGCGAGGGGCAAGAGGCGUCAGUGGCUCAUGUACGGGAAGGGGCUCUACUUCAGCAGCGUAUCCGGCAAAGCGAAUGACUUCUCCGCGGAGACCGAAAAGCUGGCAACCGAUGGCACCACGGUCCGAUGCAUGCUCGUCGCCGACGUCGCCGCGGGGAAAGCGUUCGUGACUACCGAGAAGUACUUCCCGCAGAUGGAGCGGCCACCGUUGGGCUACAACUCUGUAGUUGGAGAGGUUGGUCCGCACCUCAACUACGACGAGCUUGUCGUGUACGACCCGGCGGCCGCCCUGCCGACCCACUUCGUCGUGUACCGCAACAAAUCACCUCCGCCUGCCUCACCCACCCUCAAAAUCGAGAACAGGGAAACAAGCCGAAAACGGCGAGGCGGCCAUGUGUCCUCGUCAAGCGAGGGGAAAGUUCGUCGGCUGACGCCUUCGCGGUCUCGACCAAGGCCAUGAUACACGUGGCAACAGCAUGGCACUGACGGGAGAUCCCGUGAUGAGAGCAACCUGCGGUUCGAGGGAAGUUCUCCAACCUUUAAACGCCA
Ectocarpus siliculosus is the source of this 1298-nucleotide messenger RNA. The record is from the annotation of a GenBank genome assembly. NCBI's taxonomy places the organism in Eukaryota, Phaeophyceae, Ectocarpales, Ectocarpaceae.